Pteronotus mesoamericanus is the source of this 709-nucleotide messenger RNA. It is a transcript of the gene TMEM88, whose product is annotated as transmembrane protein 88. Gene Ontology annotation, biological process: negative regulation of canonical Wnt signaling pathway. The transcript is spliced from 2 exons. Bases 58 to 537 code for a protein of 159 amino acids. The record is from RefSeq and is a predicted model, not a curated record. Lineage: Eukaryota; Metazoa; Chordata; Mammalia; Chiroptera; Mormoopidae. Gene Ontology annotation, molecular function: PDZ domain binding. Gene Ontology annotation, cellular component: plasma membrane.
GGGCAGGAAAGAGGGCUAUAAGGGCCGCGGCCCAGGCGGGCAGAAGCCAAGCAGGCCAUGGCGGAUGUCCUCGGGGCGCAGAGACCAGUUCCCAGCGGCGGCCCAGAGCCCCGGGAUCCCCUGGACUGCUGGGCCUGCGCUGUGCUGGUCACUGCCCAGAAUCUGCUGGUGGCUGCCUUCAAUCUUGUCUUGCUGGCGCUGGUGCUGGGGACCAUCCUGCUACCCGCUGUCACCAUGCUAGGCUUCGGCUUUCUCUGCCACUCCCAGUUCCUACGCUCCCAGGCACCCCCUUGCACCGCACACCUGAGGGACCCAGGCUUCACGGCCCUGCUGGUCACCGGAUUCCUGCUCCUCGUGCCGCUGCUCGUGCUUGCCCUGGCCAGCUACCGCCGCCUCUGCAUGCGCCUCCAGUUAGCCGACUGCCUCGUGCCCUAUAGCCGAGCCCUCUAUCGGCGUCGACGCACCCCGCAGGUGCGGCAAAUCCGGGCCUCACCAGGGUCCCAGGCCGUUCCCACAUCUGGAAAGGUAUGGGUCUGAGGACCCACGAGUCAAGAACCACCCUGACGACUGCUCUCCCUUUCAGUCUGCCCAAGGACUUGAAGACCCAGGGGGGUCUCCCGACCUACUUUGCCCCCACCCCUUGCCCAAGCGGGUCCUAGCAUUCCCCUGGCGAACUGCAGCAUCUGUGAGCCCAGUGCGGGUGAAAGUU